Messenger RNA from Triticum dicoccoides, 2844 nucleotides. RefSeq names its product protein FAR1-RELATED SEQUENCE 5-like. The coding region runs from base 143 to 2785 and encodes 880 amino acids. The transcript is spliced from 7 exons. Gene Ontology annotation, molecular function: zinc ion binding. The record is from RefSeq and is a predicted model, not a curated record. Lineage: Eukaryota; Viridiplantae; Streptophyta; Magnoliopsida; Poales; Poaceae.
CGCCGCCUAGGGCAUGUCUCCUGCCGCCGCCGCCGCGAGCAUGCCCCAUCCACUGUUGAUAGCCCAAAUCCAGCACAUCCUAUAGAGCUCGCGCGCGUGCUGAUUCCUUGGCUCAGAUCUGGUCGGUUUCAUAGGAGCCGAGAUGGACCUUCCCCUGCCGUCGCGGGAUCCGGAGACCCUCGGCAAGGACGAUCAGGACUGGAUGUCCGCGCUGCGGGAGUCGGUGUCGUUCGGUCGAUUCCUAUCCGAGUCACUCGAGUGGGAUACGAUGAGGCAUGCCUUGCCGGCACCGACGGCUACCAUAUUGCAUGACCAAUCGCUGCCGGCAGCUGGCCUCAAUCAAGAUGUACAUGUCAAUUUCUUGGUGCCGACCACAAUGGUCGGAGCUCAAUCUGCCUCCUCCAAUUGUGGUGUUGCAUGCAUUGGCGAAUCUGGAGCAGGCGUGAGUUGUAGUCCAUGCUUGCCUGCUGCCCGGUCCUCAACUAAUGUUGAAGGAGCUGCAUUGCAUUUGUCGAUGAUGGAGCCAAUGGAGAGCAUUGGUCAGAGCGUAGGAUCUACUACUCCAGUUUUGCUUGAAGAUGAUGCCAAUACCAAUUUCAAGGAUGGAAAUGAAUUGGCUUCAUGCAGUGGAGAUAGUUACACUACACCAAGGAAAACAAGAAGCAUGCCGAUCCGCGGUUCAACAUAUGAGCCAGAGUGUGAUGAAAGCUUGCAGCCCACAAUUGGCAUGGUCUUUGAUAAAUGGGAGGAUGGUGAGAUUUUCUACAAACAUUAUGCUCAUGAGGCUGGUUUUUCGGUUCGGAUAUUUACACAGCAUAAAGGGGAUGGUGGUGUACCAGUGUGGAAGCGAUUUGUUUGUGCAAGGCAAGGAUGGAGGAAGGAGAAAUGUGUACCGAAUGAUCAUGUCAAGAAGUCCAAUAGGAAAGUGAAGAUAACUAGGUGUGGUUGUGAGGCUAUGAUUGGCUUAAAGAGAAGAGGUGAUGGCAAGUAUGUAGUCGCCCGAUUCGUGCUUCAACACACACAUCAGCUUGUCUCGCUGAGUAAGAAACAGUUCCUGCGAUCUAAUAGAGAAGUCAGUAGUGAAUUGAGGAGCACAUUUUUCACUUGUCGCAAAGCAUUGAUGGGCCCUUGCCAAACAUAUCGCUUAUUGAGUGCACAAAAGGGCGGGCAGGCAAAUAUUGGAUGCACGAAGCGUGAUUUACAGAAUUAUGGUCGUGAUAUCGCUGAGAUAAUUAAAGAUGCAGAUGCACAAACAAUCAUUGAUGCUAUGAAGAGUAAGCAAAGUAUCAAUCCAACUUUCUUCUUUGAUUAUGAACGAGAUGAAGAGGACAAGUUAACCCACAUUUUUUGGGCUGAUGGUACAUGCAGAAAGAACUAUGCACUAUUUGGUGAGGUGAUGUCCUUUGAUUCCACAUAUAGUACUAAUCAAUACAACCUAGUUUUUUCCCCUUUCACUGGUGUGAACCAUCACAAGGCAUGUGUUACAUUUGGUGCUGCAUUUGUAUGCCAUGAAAAGGUUUGGUCGUACAAAUGGUUAUUCAAGACCUUUCUAAAGGCAAUGGGAGGUGUUGCACCUAAACUUAUCAUUACCGAUGAGGACCAAAGCAUGAAAGCUGCAAUCAAAGAAGUAUUCCCUCAAACUGUACAUAGACUUUGCAUGUGGCAUAUUCUCUACAAAGUACGACAGUAUGUCGGUCAUGAUUUAUUCAAUGAUGAAGAUUUCCGUAAGCAAUUUAGUGCAUGUGUUUGGGGUUCAGAGACUCCGGACGAAUUUGAGGAAAAGUGGUCGGCAGUAAUUUCACACUAUGGACUAGAGAGCAAUACAUGGUUGACUGGCAAGUUUGGUAUUCGUCAAUCAUGGAUACCUGCAUAUUUCAAAGGUGUCUUCCUUAGCGGGUUAUUGCGGACUACAUCAAGAUCUGAGAGUGAAAAUGCUUUCUUUGGUCACUUUGUGAAUCGUCGACUCUCUUUACUUGAUUUUUGGAUAAGGUUUGAAACUGCCAUUGAAGAGCAGCGCCAAAAGGAAUUGGAGGAUGACAAUAACACAAUUCAUACGCUUCCCGUAUUAGAGACCACUUGGAGCAUCGAGAGUCAUGCUAGGGAUGUCUAUACUCAUACUAUUUUUCAUCUAUUUCAAGAUGAGGUGAUCGCUGCUAGGGACAGGCGUGAUGUACUUUCAAUAGAACAAGUUGGUGAGGUACAGACCACUCGUAUCUCUGAUUUAAGUGGUAAAGUUAGAAAGGUGAUGUACAACACUGCGACAAAGAUUGCACAUUGUUCUUGUAAAUUGUUUGAAUCUAUGGGUAUACCCUGUUCGCACAUCAUCAUUGUCCUCAAGAGAGAGAAAUUCAAGGAGAUCCCAAGGCAUUAUAUUCUUGAUAGGUGGACAAAAAUGGUUACAAAGACGAAGGUACUUGACUCAAAUGGAAACAUACUUCAAGGGUCAACUAAAUCACUUUCGCCCACCAUUAAUCAACUAUACUCAGAUACAUACACUAAGUUCAAUAUGGGCAUGAUGGCUGCCAAAAAUUCCGAGGAGAAGAUGAAAUAUUUGCAUAAGGGUAUUGCUGAUGUUGUUGACCAUGUCUUGAAUAUGGGAACAGGAUGCCAACAGACAAAGGUGCAAGAAAUUGAGUCAUUUAUUGGAGUAUCGUUUCCAAGUGAGAUCACUAUUCACCCACCAUCUAUAGCACACACAAAAGGAAGUGGCACAAAGAGGAAGCAGGGUUCACACCCAACAACAAGUGGAAAAAGGAAAAAAAGAGGUCAAGAAGCUUUAAAAUAGAUCAGAGGGAUAAGAAGGUGCACCAGUCUCGAAGGAUAAAACCAUUGCUUAACUAGGUG